Aspergillus calidoustus is the source of this 1785-nucleotide messenger RNA. Lineage: Eukaryota; Fungi; Ascomycota; Eurotiomycetes; Eurotiales; Aspergillaceae. The record is from the annotation of a GenBank genome assembly.
AUGCUAAGCCAGUUGCCGCUUGAGCUGGUUGAUGCCAUCGCCGACUUGCUGCCACAACGCAGCGUUUGGUCGUUGAGUCUUGUUUCAACCAUAUUAUAUGCCGCUCUGUUCCCUCGGCUCCAUCGUGCGAUAACCUUCCGUGCCAGCAAUGAAUGGGCCUUGAACAUCCUGGAUGUCGGUCUCUUUUUGGGGGACUGUCCCGACUACCGCGCUGGGGAGAUCCUGCACUAUACCAGGCAGCUAACGGUGAAAGCUCCAAUCCGCAUCGCUCGGUUCCACCGCUGUGUGUACAAUAGCAACUUCUUUCCACCGGCCACGUCGCCAAGAGGACUCACAUUAGGCAGCCCGCACGAACCGACCGCUCACAGCGGGUUUCUAGAGAGCCUGUCGUCUCAGAUACACCAAGUCUUUCCCCGAUUAGAACCUGGAAUCCUCCAUUCAUUUCAAUGGCAUAUCGGGACCUGCAUCCCCGCGAACGUCUUGGAUGCUCAAGGACACUUGGUGCACCACCAGAAACAGAUCCGUCGUCUCUCUUUGAUCACUAACGGCACCUGUCCCCACGCGGGCCAACAUCUAGAGGGCCUGUCGUGUUUCACGGCGCUCAGCGAGUUGGAGUGGGAAGGCGCUCUCUAUCUGAUUCCUGUCGGCGGAGAAUCCACCAAGCCGUUGUGGCUAUGCGGAUAUCGUGGUCUCUUUCCGUCAUCCUUCCGUGAUGACCAUACCCGACCUGAUCUGGACGGCUACUCCUUACUCACUUCGUUGACGCUUUCACGCGUUUCGUUCCCCAGCGCGCUGCUUCCCGGCGUCCAACGAUCGCCGUUCCGCGCUCUGCAGGCACUGACCCUGCGGGACUGCCCCAGCGAACUGCACUUUUUGCAGCUCUUGGCACGAUCCAGCAGGCCCGUCUCCCUCCGGUACUUCGAGAUUAGCAGCGAUUGUCUCCGCGAGUCAGGGGAGCGGCUGGCGUUCAUCGCCAUCGUCGAGUUUCUCCUUUCCUUCCGAGGCUUGCAAUAUCUGUACCUGAAGAUCUCUAACUUUCCCCAGUUCCUUCCAGGUCUUGAUGAUGCCAUUCAUCAUCACCAAUCCGCACUCCGUGGUCUGAUCUUCCAUGAACGUCGGUUGAUGGCGGUCGACAGGGAACAGAUUUUUGAAGAGCUUCGGGACGAUGUGACCGUGACGUUGGCCAGUAUUCCGCGCAUUCUACGGAAGAUCUGUUCUCCGAUCGCCCUGGGCCUCUGCCUUCGCCCAGCUAGCACAGAAUCUUCUCGUCAGCCUACCAAUACGUUCGUCUAUUCGGAUCCUCCACCUGCGAUUCAGUGGGGAGGAAAGAAUCCACUACGGCCUCCGGCGGGAGAUCCUUUCGCUGCUGCAGAAAGAUAUGGACCGAUGGCGCCGGUCGCUUCCUUGAAAAUUCAAGAAGUCGAAGGCCGCCGGACUCGACUUCUGGCCAACGCGAAAGGCGUCGGAACUUCAGGAGUUCGUCAGGCUGGUCAGUGGGCUUUCGGACCCGCCGGCCUCCCGGCAUUGCAAAUACUCGCCUUUGGCGACUUCUCCCAUGGCGACCGCUACCGAGAACAACAAGUACUGAUUCAGAGGAAAAGGCCUGAUAGAUCGUCAAACGGGACAAGCCACAGGGAAUGCUACACGGCUAAUCGGGCAUUUUGCCUGGCCGACAUUGAUAACGAUUCUUUUUGGGAUGACCUUCCGUUGGAUGGGUUGAAUGGGCCCCGGUUUCUGUCUGCAUGCCCCAGUACCGGAUUGAUGGAAUCCCCGUAUGAUCUCUAG